GGAGAGUCUUGUUUCGGGCCCAACAUGGUCCAAAUAAGGAGAGCGAGGGGCCUACUUGGAGCUUUACUUUUGUGUAGCUCGCAUCUUGUACAGUCUCUAAGAUAUGACCCUAGCGAGACAGACUGGAACCUCAACACCAACCAAGCAGCAACCAGUCCUCUGGACUACUCGGGAACAUGGCAGGACCAUACGUUCCAUCCAUCUCCCGACAAUUGGCGAUUUCCGUUCUAUACGCUGUUUCUCGACCGGUUCGUCAAUGGCGAUCCGUCUAACGACGACAUUAAUGGCACACUCUUUGAGCAAGAUAUCAUGGGUACUACAAUGCGCCAUGGAGGAGAUUUGGCAGGGUUGGUGGACACAUUGGAUUACAUACAAGGCAUGGGCAUCAAGCGAGCAUGGAUGACAACUGAUCAUACUCUAGNNGGUCUCUACGUAGCCGGAACACCAUUCAUCAAUAUGCCGUGGAAGUCAGAUGCCUACUCGCCCAUCGAUUUCACACUGCUUGAUCAUCAUUUUGGCAAAAUCGCGGAGUGGAGAGCCGCAAUCGACGAGAUUCACCGACGCGGAAUGUACAUACUCCUUGACAACACUUUUGCAACCAUGGCCGAUCUCAUCGGUUUUGAUGGCUUCCUCAACGAGUCUACACCUUUCGUUCCUGAUGAGCACCAAGUCGUCUGGAAGACUGAGCGGCAGUACCCUGACUUUGCGUUUGGCAACACCAAAACCUCAACAUGCGAAUUACCUCGUUUCUGGGACGAAAGUGGUAGUCUAGUUCAGAAAGGAGCUAAUUCUGACAGCUUCUCUGCUACAUUUGACAAGCUCUCGUCGCUCUCAAGCUGUUACGACAGCGAUUUCGACCAGUAUGGCGAUACUGAAGCCUUUGGCGUUUUCCCUGAUUGGCAAAGACAGCUUUCGAAGUUUGCAUCCGUACAAGACAGAUUACGCGAGUGGAAGCCAUCGGUCCUCGAUAAGCUCAAGCAUCUGCACUGCCUUACCAUCUCCAUGCUUGACAUAGAUGGCUUCCGUAUCGACAAGUCCACACAAGCCACUGUGGAUGCAUUGGCAGACUUUAGCCAGUCGAUCCGCGACUGUGCCCGAGCCAACGGCAAAGAAAAUUUCCUUAUAGCAGGAGAGAUCACUGGAGGUAACAACUUUGGCUCUAUCUAUCUGGGCCGUGGCAGAGAACCUGAUCAGAAGAUCAACGACCUAGGAGACGCUGUGAAGACCAGUAAUGACUCAGACGAUAAACUCUUCCUGCGUGCAGCGGGAAAGAGUGCCCUUGAUGCCUCGGCCUUCCACUACAGUAUAUACCGCCUGUUACAGCGAUUUCUGGGCAUGGAUGGCAACCUGACAGUAGGCUAUGACAUUCCAGCCAACUUUGUCGAUGGCUGGAAUCAGAUGCUCUUGACGAACGACCUUGUCAAUCCCAACACUGGAAAAUUCGAUCCUAGACAUAUGUACGGCACGUCGAACCAAGACGUCUUCCGCUGGCCGACUAUCAAAAACGGAACACAAAAGAUGCUUCUUGGUCUGUUCAUGACCACUCUACAUAUGCCUGGUGUACCGCUGCUCAACUGGGGCGAAGAGCAAGCUCUGUACACACUUGACAACACGGCUUCGAACUACGUGUUCGGACGUCAGCCUAUCUCGUCAUCGCUUGCAUGGCAAACACAUGGUUGCUACAAACUUGGCUCCGAUAUCUUCCACGACUUUCCCAUCGACGCAGGUGCCAACGGCUGCAACGACGACAAUGUUUCUCAAGACCAUCGCGACCCGACACACCCUGUUCGAAAUGUUAUCAAGUCGUUCUAUCAUCUUAGAAACAAGAAUCCGAUUCUGAACGACGGAUGGCUAUUGCAGUCCCUCUCAAACCAGACGCAUAAUGUCUAUUUCCCCGGAUCGAACGGCACUGCCACUGAGUUCGGCAUGUGGAGUGUGAUGCGCAAUCAGUUCUUCAAUGGCGUGCAAAAUCUUACAGGCACUGUAGAUGCCAAACCAGCAGUGUGGCUUGUCUACCAGAAUGAGGACCACACUGUUGACUAUACGUUCGACUGUUCAUCCAACGAUACAGCCUUAAUUUCGGUAUUCGACGAAGAAGAGGAAAUCCGAAAUCUGCUCAGCCCCUACGACAUUAUAACUCUCAAGCGCGGUCCCAAAAAGCUUGGAAUCGAUGGCUCAGAGAAAUUCAACGGCUGUCUCGAUAAGCUCACCUUGAACGCCUGGGAUUUCAGGAUAUACGUUCGCAAAGCAGAUUGGAUUGAGCCCACGCCAACAUUGACGAGGUUCAACCCUGGUCAUGAUGCGCGAAUUCUGUCUAAGGUCAACCCUGGCGAGAAAGAGUCUGUUGAUGUUGAGUUUCAGUUCUCUCAAGAAAUGGACUGUGACUCCAUCACGAAGAACAUCGUAGUUGCCUCGACCACAGCGGACAAAAGCAGCCCUGGUAUCGAUACCAAAAGUGUUGUCUGCAGAAAGAUACAGGAUCCUAACCCUCCGCCUUACGUCGGAGCCAUCACCUCGGCAUGGAGCUGGAAGGCUACCCUGAUCGACGUGUCUCAGGGUGUACACAGUCUGACUGUUCAGAAUGCUUCCACGACUGACGGCGUGUCUACCGGAUCUACAGACCAUGUUUUCUUCCGUAUCGGACAAGCUGAGAAUCCUAUCGUCUUCCCUCGUACUGCUAAUUACAGCAGCAACGUACUCUCCAAAGGCCCUGAUGGCACUUUACUUGUAUCUCACCAAGCUGCUGGGGCUGACAAAUGGCGUUACUCGACCAACUGGGGUUCCACUUGGAGUGACUGGCAAAAUUAUGAUGGCACCAAUUCGACCGUAAAGAAACAACCCUGGUCUGGUACGAAGGGUCAGAAGUGGGUCGGCGACCACAUCGUACUGCAGUACUGGAGUCGCGUAGUUGGAAGCAGUACCCACAUCCAGCACGCUGACGCAGACCAGAAGCAAACGCCUCGGCGAUUCCCUCAUCUCUUUGCGAAUGGCGACUUCAACCAGUUCGGGUUCGAUGGUGGCCUGAAGAACUCUUUCACAAAGACUGACGAUGCGUGGAAUUUCCAUCUCAUGACCGAGUGGCCUCGUCAAGUCCAAGCCAACGUGUGGGGCAUGAAUCCUGACGGUCAACCGGACCAGUCAUUCAUCUAUGGUGACAUUGAUAACGAUACUGUUCUUGACCGAUUGCCUCCUGACGCUCUGAGCCCUGCCCUCAUCAACAUCACCAAUUUCCCCACUAGUCCCUACCUGGCUUGGAAAAUUAGGAUCGAUGAUGCUACUUAUAAGUACACACUUAUACCCACUGGCAGUAGACUGGUACAGGUUCUUGUCUUCGCUCUUCUCUGGUCUCUUCCCGUCUUGGCUGGCGCUAUCAGUAUCUGGACUUAUAUGGGCGCUUUCUACGGUGUCAAGUUCAACAAGAUCGGACUUUCCAUGCCCAAGGGUAUGCCGUCGUUCUGGAAGCGCCACAAGUUCAGCAAAUUGGCGGACGAUGAUGUAGAGGAGGUCGGCCAUCGCAUGAAGCCACUGUUUUUGGGAAAGUCUCAUCAACGAUAUGACUCUGCCGCAUCAGGUAUCUCCCUCGCCGCUAACAAGGACAAGAGACGUAAAGUCAUCAUCGCCACAAUGGAAUAUGACAUUGAAGACUGGGGCAUCAAGGUCAAAAUUCUCAUGGGCAAAAGCUUGACCCACCAGGACUUGAUCUGGGUCAUCCCAUGUGUUGGCGGCAUCGAAUUUCCAAUUGACCAAGUUGCUGACCCCAUGAUCGUGACAAUUCUCGGCAACCCAUACGAGGUUCAAGUGCAGUAUCAUCAGCUCAACAACAUUACCUAUGUCCUACUAGAUGCACCAGUGUUCAGAAAGCAGACGAAAACAGAACCAUAUCCGCCACGCAUGGACGAUCUGGAUUCCGCCAUCUAUUACAGUGCAUGGAACGCGUGUAUUGCUGAAGCGAUCAAGAGAUUUGAGCCAGAUAUCUACCACAUCAAUUGCCGCACCUCUGUACCUCCUUCCAGAAACCGUUCCAUGCUGCCUCUCUCCAUACUCAGAAACUUACUGACCUACUACAGACUCCACAACGCCGAAUUCCAAGGACUGUGGCCUAUGCGCACAGAUCAAGAAUCCGACGAAGUAUCGCGUGUCUACAACCUGGAUAAAGACACCAUUCAAAAGUACGUGCAAUUCGGUGAGGUGUUCAACUUACUGCACGCCGGCGUAAGUUACCUGAGGGUCCACCAGAAGGGCUUCGGCGCUGUUGGUGUGUCUAACAAGUACGGUGCUCGAUCUUUCGCUCGCUAUCCUAUCUUCUGGGGUCUCAAAGAAAUCGGCAAGCUACCAAAUCCCGAUCCAUCCGACACAGCUCCCUGGAGCCGUGAAGAAGAAGCAAACCAAGUCAUCACAGUUGACCCGGCAUAUGAAGCCUCACGAGGCGACCUACGCAGACAAGCCCAAGAAUGGGCCGGCCUUGAGGUUGACCCUACGGCCGAACUCUUUGUAUUCGUCGGACGAUGGAGCAACCAAAAGGGUGUAGACUUGAUUGCGGACGUAUUUCCCAACAUUCUCGAGAAGCACAAGAAUGUUCAGCUCAUCUGUGUUGGACCUGUAAUUGACAUGUAUGGUAAAUUCGCAGCGCUCAAACUCGGUGUCAUGAUGAAGAAGUACCCGAAGCGUGUUUACUCGAAACCAGAGUUCACUGCGUUGCCUCCACCUUUCGGAUUAGUUGCUGUCGAAUUUGGCCGCAAGGGCGCUCUCGGUGUUGGUGCUAGGGUUGGUGGUCUUGGUCAGAUGCCAGGCUGGUGGUUUACCGUCGAGUCAACGACCACAGCUCAUUUGAUGCAUCAGUUCAAGUCCGCAAUCGAGGAUGCUCUGGCAGCGAACACAGAAACGCGAGCGAUGAUGCGCGCCAGAUCGGCAAAGCAAAGAUUCCCUGUCCAGAAGUGGGUGGAAGACCUCAAUACACUUCAGAGCACAGCUAUUCGCAUCCAUCAACGCGAGGCAAACUAUGGACUACAGCCAGCUAGAAGAUCAGUCUCAAACUUCGGGAACGAUUCGAGAGUUUCUCUGGCUCCAUCGAGAGAUGCCAGCCCGAGUGCUGGUUCAGUCUACGAAACUCAGCCACGUACAAGUCCUUCGCCCUCCAACUUGAAUCGUACUCUGUCCUUGGGAUCAAGAGCUGGACCUGGGCACCAUGCUAGACCUCCUCGCGUGCAGGUCACAGAUGCCGACAUCUCCGAAGAAGAGGACCCAUUCGGCAGCGAGUACAGCCUGGACCUAGAAGAGGAAACAAUCACCCGAGAGGAGGCCGACACAUUCACGAGAGAAUCCGAUAGAGCAGACGCUCUAGAAAGACUUGAAGGCAGAGGUAGAGGCAUGUCUCUGAGUGCCCCACAGCCUGCGCUUGUAACAGAGUAUCGCUCAAGAUCACUAAGCCCAGAUCCUAGGGAUCUCGAUAGAGGCAGGAGUAGAAAUCGAGGCUCUGGACCAUAUCUGUCCGUCCAGACUGGAGAUGGAACAAACAGAAGGGCAAGCGCCGAUAGCCUUCUUCCGACUGCUGAACCACGCGACCGCUCAAGUUCUCGCCUCAGCAAUUCUUCAAGGCUGAGCACGUCUUCGCAACUCGACUUGACGUUGGUCAUUGGUGGCAAGAAAGAUUACAGCUUGCAGAAGAUCGAGCUUGACUUUGACGACAAGACCGGCGAAUACUACCGCGCUUUUGAGACGAUGUUGGACAAGCUUAACGGCAAGACAUCCGAGAAAGAUCUCUGCAUAGAACAGUAUCUUGUGGAGAGUGAGAAAGCUUGGUUCAAGAAGUAUCGCGAUGCUAAACUGGGUAGAUCGCGCGAACGUGGUUCAACUGCCAAUCUUCACGGCACCCCUCGAUUGGUUUCGCGUGGUUCUCGAGGAUCUUCUGUCGACGCCGAUGAACGAAUGAGUGACGGGGAAGGCUCGAUGGAGGACUUCUUGCUUGGCGACAACUACCAGCGACCUUCUCUCGUCAAACGCUGGAUGCUUACCCGACUUGGUGAUUGGCCUCUCUAUUCGUUCUUGCUCGCUCUUGGUCAAAUUAUGGCUGCGAACAGUUACCAGAUUACGCUGCUUACAGGUGGUGAAGACCCUAAGCCAUCGAUGAUUUACACAAUCGGCGGCAUCUACAUCGCAGCAUCUGUUAUCUGGUGGCUUCUCUUCCGGACGAUGAAAGCUCGAUUCGUCCUUUCUGUGCCUUUCGUUAUGUAUGGCAUGGCAUUCCUGUUCGUCGGAAUGGCACCAUUUCUUCCCAAGGGUACUGGUAGAGACUGGAUGCGUAAUGUGGCAGACGGUGUCUAUGCAGCUGCUUCGGCUAGUGGAAGUCUAUACUUUGCACUCAACUUCGGAGAUGAGGGUGGCUCACCAAUUUCGUCAUGGGUUUACCGUGCCUGCCUCAUUCAAGGCACCCAACAGCUCUACAUCACCGGCCUGUUCUACUGGGGACGUACGAUCACCCAUGCCACGCCAAAGCAGAAGACCGAGAGCGACACGCUUUCCUCUUCGCCUAUCAUGGCUGCCAUCACCCUUCCAAUUGCAGGUCUCCUAUGGUUGAUCGCACUCACCUUGUUCACCAGUCUGCCAGCCUACUAUCAACAGCGUCCUGGAAAGAUCCCAAGCUUUUAUAAGACUCUUGCUCGUCGCAAGUUGAUUGGCUGGUUCUUUGUCGCGGUUAUACUACAGAACUAUUUCCUCUCUUCGCAAUAUGGCCGCUCUUGGCAGUAUCUAUGGAGUUCCACAUAUGCUCCUGUAUGGGUGGUAGCAAUUUUGGUUCUCGUCUUCUUCAUUCUUGUCUGGUCUUUGAUGCUGUAUGUCUUCAGCAGACUCAGCAAAAGCCACAGUUGGAUCCUACCAAUCUUCGCAAUCGGUCUCCUCGCUCCUCGCUGGGCACAACAGUGGUGGGGUACCUCCGGCUUUGGACUUUGGCUGCCAUGGAUGCCAGGUGGUCCUGAAGGAGGUGCCAUCGCUGGCAGGGCUCUCUGGCUCUGGUUAGGCGUGUUGGAUGCUGUGCAAGGUGUCGGCUUCGGCAUGAUGCUGUUGCAGACUCUUACACGUAUUCACAUUGGUGUCACGCUGAUCUCAGCACAAGUGCUGGGUACAGCAGUCACACUCAUUGCAAAGGCGACCGCGCCGAACAGAAACGGUCCUGGAGAUGUGUUCCCUGAUUUGAGCGCUGGUGUCAUAGAUGCAAUCAGUAAGCCUUGGUUCUGGAUUGCAUUGGCUUGUCAGCUUGUUAUCCCGAUCGGCUUCUUCAGUUUCUUCCGAAAGGAACAACUCUCGAAGCCUUGA
Messenger RNA from Aureobasidium uvarum, 7308 nucleotides. The record is from the annotation of a GenBank genome assembly. NCBI's taxonomy places the organism in Eukaryota, Fungi, Ascomycota, Dothideomycetes, Dothideales, Saccotheciaceae.